Messenger RNA from Daktulosphaira vitifoliae (grape phylloxera), 3207 nucleotides. RefSeq lists its product as uncharacterized. The record is from RefSeq and is a predicted model, not a curated record. NCBI's taxonomy places the organism in Eukaryota, Metazoa, Arthropoda, Insecta, Hemiptera, Phylloxeridae. The transcript has 9 exons. The coding region runs from base 166 to 1221 and encodes 351 amino acids.
ACUGUAUUAUUGUAGAUAAAUAUAACAUUUUCUUUUAAAAUAAAAUAUUGUAGUUGAUGAGAAGAAAAAUUCUGCAUAGUCCAGCGUAAUGGACACGAACCUGUUAGGGCGAGGGGCUGCAAAUCUUAUAACGCUUACCUCAGCACCUCUAAACUCUAUUUAGGAAUGAGUGGACUGUAUAUUUUGGUAGGAUCGUCUGCUCACACACGACAUUACUUGAAGUCGGAGGGGUUAUCUAUAGGAGACAAGAUGGUGUGUGAGACAAUUAACAAAGUUGUGGCAAUUAUAAAUUUGGAAGCCUUAUUUCGUGAAUGCGAUUAUGAAUUAUGUGAAAUGUGUUACAAAGUGAAACCGGAAGUAAUAUUAAAACCUUGUUUACACCGAGUAUGUGUAGGUUGUGCUUUUAAUACGAAAUAUGAGUGUAAGAUUCCAUCAUGCAAACAAUAUAUAAGAAAUUAUGAUAAUAUAAAAGAUAACGGCUUAUGUUACGAUUGCAAAGAAGAAGCAUCUACAGUAACAAUGCUUCCUUGUUUUCAUAAAAUUGGCAAUAGUUGUGGUUUUUAUAAAUUAUUCUCAAAAACGGAUAGAUGUCCACAAUGUGACUUAAAAGUUAAUGAAUUUAAAAAAUUAGAACUAGUGAGAAAUCAUUGUCAAAACUGCAGAACCGAACUUUCUGUAAAAAAAAUGAAGCAUUGUAACCAUUUUGUUGGGCAGAAUUGUAUAAAUAGAAAUAAAACGACAAAGUGUCCAGUAAAAAUGUGUAAUCAAAUUCAAGAUCAUUCUUCGGAAAAUGACAGUGAACAAACAUGCUGUAUUUGUAAAUUAGAAGAAACAUUGAGUGUAACAUUAAGUCCUUGUUAUCAUAAAAUAUGCAAUAAAUGUGCUAAUGAGCUAUCACUAAAAUAUGGUACUAAAUGUCCAUUAUGCAGAGAACCAAUAUUACGUUAUAAAAAUAUAGAGUUAAUAGAAAGAUGUGCAUGCAAAGAAGAACUUCGACACGUUGUAUUAAAACCUUGCCUUCACAGAAUAGGUAUAUUGUGUGCUAAUUUUAUUAGUAAUAAAAAUGAAUAUCAUCCGAAGUGUCCAAUAUGCCGCGUAAAAGUUGAAGAAUUCUGUCACGAUGAGCCACUCAUAAGGAAUGCAUUAAAUCCAUCAUAUUUAAGGCGUAUAAAAAAUGUAACAUCACAUUAUUUGAUUGAUACAAUUUGGAAAAUUAUUUGACAUCAAUAUGAAAAAUCAACACAAUUAUAUCGAUGAAAAACACGGAUUCAAUUACUGCGUUUAUCGGACGAUUUUUCAACAAUAACACGAAAUUUUUAUCUAACGACAACAAAUUUUACACGUACAGAAAAUAUCUCAAGUAUCCAGAAUGUGCUGAUUACUGUUAUUGUUCUAUUCAGCCAAUUUAUCUAAUUAUUCAUGUUAUAUCAAUAAAGAUAAAGUUCCACAUUUCCUAAUUUUCACAAUUUACAUUUAUAAACUUACAUAUAAUUAUAUAAAUCUUAAACUAACAAUAAACUAAAAUUGAGUAAACUUGACUUAAGAUCUUGUAGCUUUUGGAAUAAUCCACCAAUUUUUUAAAAUUAAAAACUAUCUACAGAUUUGCAUCGAAGCAUUUUAUUGUAAUAAUAGUAUUAACGUGACAAAAAUUAUGUUAUCAUUUUAUUACUCACAUUAUUGUGUAUUUAAAGAAAAUAUUGUAAACUUUGUUUCAAUUAAAUUAUAUGUCAAUAAAAAUAUCUGGAAACACUAAUGAUGUUGAUCCCUAAUUGAAUUAAGAGAAAAGUAUAAAAGACGGAUUAACUUGGCAUAAAAAACUCACUUUCACUUAGAAUCUCUGAAUGUCAGUUAGUUCAUCAACAUCAUCAGUGUGAAAAGACACAUUUUAAAAAAGAAAAAAAAAGAAUACUUAUUCAAAGGUAAGCAAAAAUGCUGAACAUAAAAUUUAAUAUAAAUAAUAAAGUAAAUAAGUACUUUUGGUAGAAUAGAAUCCAUAUAGAGCAGAUUUCGUUUGAGCUGUUAUUUUAGGGUUGGCGAUUGCUCUGGAUUUUUAGUAAAUUAAAAUUUACAUAUACAUAUGAAUAGUAAUAUUCCUUUUUAUUUGGAAUUGUAUUAAUAAAAAAAAAAAGAAAACCCUCGGAACACUGACCCCGAUAUAAAAAGUAACUCAAAGAAAAUAAUAAUAAGGAAUAAAGCUUAAGACCAUAAGAGUCUCAAUUAUUUCAAUAUCUGCUCAAGCAACGCAUCUAUACAUAAUAUUAUAUAUUCUUGUUCUUUUAAAUUAAUUAUUUUAUAUAAUUCCUUCGUCUCUUUUUUUGAGUUACAACAGUUUCUUAUGGUAGUGAUUUUAAUCACUGUCAGAUAUCAUUAUACAUGAUACAACUAUGCCACGUCACCACUGUGCCGCGACCCCCCUGUGCUGGGUUUUUUUUUUUUUGAUUAUUCUUAGUUACACAUUAUUCUUGAAUUAUUAACUAUGUAAUACUUUUUAAGUUAAUCCCAUAUGCCUGGUAAGGGUGUCAACUUUGUUUUUUUAAAUGAGAACACAUUUUGAAUUUAAUAAAAUGUUUGAGUUUUUAAUUUAAUAGUAAUAGGCAUUUGAAUUUUUUAUAUACAUUUAUUUGUUUAUUAGAUAUAAACAUUUAAAAUUUCAAAUUUUUGAGUUAAUAUACAGAUAUAAUACAUAUGGGUUACAAAUACUGGUAGCUAAUUGGUUUUUUAUGACAUCGAUAUUAGCAGGUACACAACAUUGUUAUUAUCAAUGUUAGUAAAGUACAUUGUUGUGAGUUUAUAAAUACACUGACAAUACAAAAAGUAUAUCUAUUGAUAGUCAUAAUUGGUAAUAUUAUACUAUAUUUAUACGUAUAAUAAACAUUCCGUGACUGUGACAGUAAUGUCAUAAAAAAACAAUUAGCUAUCUGUUUAUUAUAUUCACUAUUAUAAAUUAAUUUCCAUUUUUCAAUUAAUAUGAUAAAUAAAUUAAAACAUAAUAUUAUAUUAUGAUUACUCAGUAAUAUUAAUUAAAACUCGUAUUACGUGUAACAACUAUUUUGUUUGUUGCACCCUUGCACCUCGUAAUAAACCAUCUUUUGAAAAUUUUCCUUAAGUUUUUUGUGAAAAUUAUUCAUGUAAUUAUAUGUUAACAACUUUUUCAAACAGUGGCGCAUUUAGGGGUAGACCGUGACCUAGGGUGGCAUUUUUUUUCAA